Messenger RNA from Phyllostomus hastatus (greater spear-nosed bat), 1481 nucleotides. RefSeq lists its product as uncharacterized. NCBI's taxonomy places the organism in Eukaryota, Metazoa, Chordata, Mammalia, Chiroptera, Phyllostomidae. Gene Ontology annotation, biological process: intrinsic apoptotic signaling pathway in response to endoplasmic reticulum stress; protein K29-linked ubiquitination; protein autoubiquitination. The transcript has 2 exons. The record is from RefSeq and is a predicted model, not a curated record. Gene Ontology annotation, cellular component: endoplasmic reticulum membrane. Gene Ontology annotation, molecular function: ubiquitin protein ligase activity. The coding region runs from base 1 to 1074 and encodes 357 amino acids.
AUGUGCCGCUCCGGCCACCAAGCGCCCCCAGCGCCCCUCGGGGCCCAGGUCAGUCCCCGACCCGGGUGGGCCGUGGCUGCAGCCAGGCUUGGGUGGACCCGGUGGGGACGGCAGGGGAGGGCCCGGAGCGGGGAGCCAGCACAGCCCGAGGCCUCAGGGAGGUUUACCUUCGACGGGGGCGUGGAGCCCGGUAGGGCGGUGGCUGCCACAAGGUCAGUGCCAGACCCUGCCCUGGCCCCAGAGGCCACAGUGACCUUCACGGCCCCUCAUCCCACUGCCACCCUGGGGUCCCGCCCCACACACCCUGACUCCUGCCCCAGAGCCCCUCCUCGUGGCCCCACAGAUCUCAGCUGCGGGCCCCCUGGCCCACCUUCAGCCUCCCUGGGCCCACCGGCCCAGGUGCUGGCAGAGCAGAGGUUAGACAGCCAGGCCCGUGGGACCCCCUGGGAUGCCGGGACUCUGGACUUCGAGCCCCUGCUGGGGGCCACGGCUGCGGCCGGCCCCCAGGCCGGGCCCACGGGGCGGGAGGAGGACGGGGAGGAGGAGUGCCCCAUCUGCACGGAGCCCUACGGGCCUGGGGAGCACCGCCUGGCCCUGCUGAACUGUGGCCAUGGCCUGUGCGCCAGCUGCCUGCACCAGCUGCUGGGCACGGCCCCCGGCGCUGACCUGGGCGCGGCCCGCUGCCCACUGUGCCGCCAGAAGACGCCCAUGCUGGAGUGGGAGGUCUGCCGGCUGCAGGAGGAGCUGCUGCAGGCCGAUGGGCCCCCACGGCCCCCGAGCCCCGUGCCCCCUGCACCCCCUACCCGGGGCCCCGGGCCCUGGGCCUCCCUGGAGCACCGCUACCGACUGCGCUUCCUGGCGGGGCCCGUGGGCGGCCGGGGCUGCCUGCCGUUCCUGCCCUGCCCGCCCCGCCUGGGUGCCUGGCUCUGGGCCCUGCGGGAGCGGGGGCCCUGCGCCCGCCGCCUGGCACUGCUGGGCCUGCUGGCCCUCGAGCUGCUGGGCCUGCUGCUCAUCUUCACGCCACUCGUGCUGCUGGGGCUGCUCUUCGCGUUGCUGGGCCGCUCCGGCCACUGAGCAGGGCUGCCGCAUGGGCUCCCAGCACCACCAGCCCGGAGACUCAGGCUGGCCAUGUCUGGAAGUGUUGGCGCCGUGGGGCCUGCCCCUGAGAAGCUUCUCACCCCGAGGCCUGAUAGCCAGGCGGAAAAUUCCAAGGUCAACCAGGCGCUAAUCCUUCAGUCAAGACCCAAGGCUGGGCCCAGGGCCACCCGGGAGCCUGUGUUCAGCUCCUGACCCAGCCAGGGCCCCCCAGCCGCCCUGCUCUCCCGGCAGUGCUGAGGACAGCACUGACAGAGACCAGCCAGGCCCCGUGCACUCGACCCAGGCCCCACACUGACACGGGCUGUCCCCCCACCCCUCCUGCGGUGGGGGGGGGGCCUGUGAGAGGCACAGGAGACACAGACUUGCGGGCCUGAGUCCUCCGA